Molecule: messenger RNA, 2190 nt
Organism: Eimeria acervulina
Lineage: Eukaryota; Apicomplexa; Conoidasida; Eucoccidiorida; Eimeriidae
Exons: 6
Coding region: 1-2190 (729 amino acids)
Source: RefSeq, a predicted model, not a curated record
AUGGAGACAGAGACAGCAGGAGACAGCACAGCCCAAUGGAGCAGAGCCUUAGGCGGGGCUUCAACCCUUCUCUCGCCGGAGGCGGGGAGGAUGGCUGACAAGCUUCUGGGGGCGGUUGAGGAGACAGAGUUUAAUUCCUUUGUAGAGUGUCUCUACCGCAGGAUGCUGCUGCGCGCUGCAGCAGUGCGCAGCAACUCUGUCACCACCUGCAAAGUCUGCUGCUUGGCCCUGUCGGAGCAGCAGCAGCAGCAGCAGCAACAGCAGCAGCAGCAGGAAGGAGAGACAGAGCAGCAGCAGGAUUCAGAAGGGCCUUUUGCUCCCUUUCUCAAGAAUAGACAAACCCUGUGGCUUGACAUAGCACCUCCUCCCACCCCAUUCCUUAGCAGCAGCAGCAGCAGCAGCAGUAGCAGCAGCAGCAGCAGCAGCGUGGCUGCUGAGGAGGCAGCCUCUCUGCGACUGCUGCUGCUGCGGCUCACCCUCUCAAAGAUGCUGCAGCAGGAAGAUCUGCAGCACUUCCGUCCCUGGUAUCAUCGCUUAGUUGCUGCUGCAAAGGCAGACGCAUGGAAACAGGUGCAGCAGCAGCAGCAGCAGCAGCGCAGGAGACAGCAGCUGCUGCUGCGCCUGAAGGAGGAGCAGCAGCAGCAACGCAGAAAGAGACAGCUCCUGCUGCACCCGCCAAGCCCUCCACCCCACAAGCACUGCCAUCAGCACAGGCAGCAGCAGCAGCUGCUGCGGCAGCAGCAGCAGCAACGGCAGCCCAGGCGCCGCACCAACGGCAGCAAAAGUGAACAGUCUGCUGACGCCUCUUUUGCUGCUGGAGGGUCUCCUUCUAUCUGCUGGCGAGAUUCUGUCUCUUCAAACGCAUCAUCGCCGUCGACCUCACCAAGAAGGCCUCAAGAUGCAGCAGCAGAUGGGCGUGACCAGCAGCAGCAGCAGCAGCAGCAGCAGGAUCCGGACAGUGGAGCAGCAGCAGUUCCUGCAGAAGCAGUAGCAGCAGCGGCAGCAGCAGCAGAACCUACAGCAGCAGCUGCUGCUGCUGGAGGUAGUAAAGAAGGCGCACUAGAAUCUGCUGCCUCCCCGGAGGCAAUAGAAGCUCCUGCUGCAGCAGAAACAUCUGCUGCUCCUGCUGCUGCUGCUGCUGCUGCUGGUGCAGCACGGGAAGGCAAUAAGGGUGAGAAGAGCAGCAGGAGCAGCGGCCUCUUUUCUUGCUGCGCAUACCCCAGCAGCUGCCCUGCUGCAGCAGCAAGACGAGUCACCACGUCUCUCAAGCGCAGCGCCUGCGUCUCCUCCAGACAGCUGCUGCCGUUAAGGCUUGGUGCUGCUGCUGCUGCCGCUGCUGCUGCUGCCCCUGCUGCUGCUGUCAGCGCUGGAGCUGGAGAUGCGCAGCAGCAGCAACCGCAGCAGCAACUGCAGCAGCAGCAGCGGCAUACUCAUCAAGACCCAGAUAAAACCCCAGAGGCAACGGGACACGACAGCCAACAGCAGCAGCAGCAACAACAGCAACAGCAGCAGCAAGAGGAGGCAGCGGCAAACUCCCCGCCUAUCCACGAUGUUGUUUCUGCUGCUGGAGGCUGCGAAGAAGCAGCAGCAGCAGGAAGAACAGCAGCAGCAGGAGAAGCUGUCGAGGAAACAGGCGAACCAGCAGCAGCAGCAGCAGCAGCAGCAGCCGAAGGGACGUCAGCAGCAGCAGCACUACUAGAGCGCAUGCAAGCAGCAAUAAGGGAGCACUGGGACGGCAAUAGAAACCCCUUCUCUAUUUCUUUAACAACGCCUCUCGGCAGCACCACCCCGACCAUUCGCACGCUGCAGCCGGAGCAGCUGCUGCUGCUGCAGCAGCAGCAGCAGCAGCAACCUGUCGCAAGCUUUAAGACCAUCGCGACACUUGAGGAGCAACACCGGAUUAAAGCUGCCCAAGCGGCGCAGCUGGAGCGGCAGUGUGCGAUUCAGGCGUAUCACGAAAGGAAGCUGAGGCAGCAAAUAGAGGCAGUGAAGCUGGCCUUGGAGAGAGAGCAGCAAAACUACAGUUUGCUGCUGCUGCGGGAGAAGAGACGCGUACACAGGAUGCAGCUGCUGCGGCAGCAGCUCGCUACGUAUAGAGAAAAGCAACAAAACAAGCUCAUACGCAGCAGCAGCAGCAGCAACACCAGCAGCAGCAGCAGCAACGUGCACAAGCGCGCCGUCCCCAAGUGA